This is a messenger RNA of Trypanosoma grayi, 300 nucleotides long. RefSeq lists its product as hypothetical. NCBI's taxonomy places the organism in Eukaryota, Euglenozoa, Kinetoplastea, Trypanosomatida, Trypanosomatidae. The record is from RefSeq and is a predicted model, not a curated record. Gene Ontology annotation, cellular component: endoplasmic reticulum membrane; dolichol-phosphate-mannose synthase complex. Bases 1 to 300 code for a protein of 99 amino acids. The transcript has a single exon. Gene Ontology annotation, biological process: GPI anchor biosynthetic process. Gene Ontology annotation, molecular function: enzyme regulator activity.
AUGCUGUACGACCGGGCCAUUGCCAAGGUGCUGUUAGUCCUCACUACCGCCCUCUAUGUUUACUACAUCCUCUGGAUUGGCGUCACGCCAUUCAUAGAUCCCUCACACUUCACGCAGCGUUUGUUUCCGCCGCGGGAGUACGGCCUGCUGCUGGCGGCGGCUGUGAUGACGGUGGGGCUCGGCCUCUCCAUGACGGUGGCGUCAGUGCACACCAUACGGCGAACGGGGAUGAGGGAUGAGGUGCAGACCCCACACGCACCGCAGGUGGAAAGAUACGAUGCGGAAGGGCGUUUUUCAUAA